AUGUCGGCGGAGCACGCGGGCUUCCUGCUGGCGCUGGGACUUAAUGGGCAUCUGCGUGAUAUGCCCUACAUGAAUAUGUUCGACUACUUCGUCAAAUGUAACGAGAUGAUCAGCAUCGGCCUGCUGCUCGGCCUCGCAGCCACGUACAGAGGUACUAUGGACGUGCAAGCUACGAAGAUGAUGAGCAUUCAUCUGGAGGCGCUCCUGCCGCCCACUUCAAUCGAGCUAGACAUCCAGCAGAACAUCCUGGUGGCGGCGCUGCUGGGUGUGGGUCUGCUGUACCAGGCCACAGCGCAUGCGCACUACGCACAGGUCCUGCUCAAUGAGAUAGGCAAGCCGCCGGGUCCGGAACUGGAGAACUGCGUCGAGCGUGAGGGGUACGCGUUGGCAGCGGGGCUGGCGCUGGGGCUGGUGUGCGUGGGCGCCGGAGACUCCGCCCCACCUCACCUCGCUCCUCGCCUACGCGCCUACGUGCUCGGCGGAGAGAGGCACGCAUACGGUCUGGACAAUUAA
Molecule: messenger RNA, 513 nt
Organism: Papilio xuthus (Asian swallowtail)
Lineage: Eukaryota; Metazoa; Arthropoda; Insecta; Lepidoptera; Papilionidae
Product: anaphase-promoting complex subunit 1-like
Exons: 3
Coding region: 1-513 (170 amino acids)
Biological process (GO): metaphase/anaphase transition of mitotic cell cycle; protein K11-linked ubiquitination; anaphase-promoting complex-dependent catabolic process
Cellular component (GO): anaphase-promoting complex
Molecular function (GO): molecular adaptor activity
Source: RefSeq, a predicted model, not a curated record